This is a messenger RNA of Carassius gibelio (silver crucian carp), 2503 nucleotides long. RefSeq names its product immunoglobulin-like domain-containing receptor 1. The record is from RefSeq and is a predicted model, not a curated record. Gene Ontology annotation, cellular component: plasma membrane. Bases 307 to 1866 code for a protein of 519 amino acids. The transcript has 9 exons. Gene Ontology annotation, molecular function: high-density lipoprotein particle receptor activity. Lineage: Eukaryota; Metazoa; Chordata; Actinopteri; Cypriniformes; Cyprinidae.
GUGUGCACGUGCCUGGCUCCACCUCUCCUGACAGGAUUGUGCAGAGCGGUAAUCGGAAACACAAGGUGCACACUAGGAAAUCCUGCGAAGGCGGAGCAUCUCACGAACUUCGGAGUUUGAUGAAGAGUGGGGAGGAAGAGUAGAGCAAAUUAAACACAAACCGGCCACUGGAAAAGACACAACUUUUAAAACGUUAAAACUUCUUAGAUAAACGCAGUUUUGACUGAGCUGCUCAUCAGUCACUUUCAUCAUAGUUACUCUCGCGCUGGUUUCGUUUCAAGGUUUCUGGAGUUUCAUUAGAUCACCAUGAGAGGGAUGAUCGUGUUUGCGCUGCUUCUGAUUCUACUGACCUCAGGGAUUCUGUCUAUCCAGGUCACCCUCUCUGAAACAGAGAAACGUACAACUCUUUUUGCAUCUAUCACCUUGCGCUGUGAUUACUCCACCUCAGCUCUGCCGCAGAAUAUUUUGGUCACUUGGAAAUACAAAUCCUUCUGCAAAGAUCCUGUUCUGGACUAUUACUCCACAGCAUAUCAGUCUUCCCUUCAGCUUGGUCGAGACCCUGCCAAUGACUGUGUGGACUCGCAACGCACCGUCCGAACAGUGGCUCAGAAGCUGGGAUCUAAUGAGGCAGUGCUGGGUGUUGAGUACAGAGAUCGCAAAAUCUUCAUUCAGAACAAGGCUGAUCUGGUCAUCAACGAGGUAAUGUGGUGGGAUAACGGAAUGUAUUUCUGCUCUGUGGAAGCACCUGGAGAUACAGUUGGAGAUUCAGACCAAGAGAUGAAACUUAUAGUGUACCACUGGUUGACUGUUCUCCUCAUCAUCCUCGGUGUGCUGGCACUCAUCAUCCUCUUCUGUAUCUGUUGCUGUCAGUGCUGCCCACAGAAGUGCUGCUGUUAUGUGCGCUGCCCAUGCUGCCCUCAAACCUGCUGCUGCCCCGAGAAAGCGGUGAUGCAGCACAGGCUGAUGAAGGAGGCGCAGAAGGCCAUGACGCCGUGGCUUAAUGGACAGCCAAUCUACGCGCCCAUGAGCAACCACAGCUCCGCUUACCAGAUGAAUCCCAUGCUGUACGCAGGCUCAGCAUCAGGCAAAGGUGCGAUGACACCUGUCCCACUGCCUCCUCCCCAGAUGGUAUCCAUGCACAGUAACAUGCCUCCUUCCAGCAUUCAUGGUAAUGGCAGUGCUCAUGGGACCAACCAAAUGCUGGACUAUCUGGAGAGUCAGAUGCGUGGCAUGGACGUCACCGGCCCACUGUUACAGCCACAGCCUGCCAUCCCACUGCAGCACAUGCCUCCUCCUCCCCAACACAUGCCGCAUCAUGUGCCCUUCUCUGCUGGCCCUCCUAGCAUGCUCUCCGGCCUGGACGAUGGUCCCAACACACGAAGGGUACUGCCCGGCUCACGAGGAGGACGCCCACAAGCCUACUCCAGUGGCUCAUCCACUUACGGCGCCUCCCACCGCAAUGACCGCCACAUCUAUCGUCAGGCAAUUCCACGCAGCUACAGUCAGGAAGAUGUCCUGGACACACGGAGCCAGUCUGGAGAACACCGUCCUCGCUCACGUUCCAGGGAUGAUCUGCUUGCCGAUGACCGCCGGGGCCCAUCCAGACGAGACCAUUAUUCUCCUUUGCCCCGCCGCGGUUCAUGGGGCUCAGCUAAUGAUGAGGACAGCAGACGCGGAGGUGCUCGAGGAGGUCGGGGAGGCAGCUGGUCCAAUCAUCCAUCCAGUUACACCGAGUAUGAGCCCGGAAAGAAGCCGAUCAAGCGGCCUGAACGUUUCUCUUCACAGGAUAAGGUCAGAUGUUCUUCUUCCAGUCAAAAUCUUUGGAUCAUCUCAGAUCCCGAUGGAGAACAUGAUCAUCAGGGAUAAAAAUUCUCGAAGUGGGACCAGUAUAGUCAUCUGACAUCUGCAUCUGAUCCACAGUGCCUGUAGACCAACUUCAUUGAAGCUUUUGUGUUAAUGUGCACAAAACCAAGUACAUUUGUUUUACUGAACAUGCUUGAAGGAUGUUACACUGUACAUCAUAUUAUUGUGCAGAGCAGUUUAAAUAAUGUGAAUAUCAUCUUCUAUUAAUGGCAUUAGAAGAAGCUGUAUUUUAACUAUAAAAUAAUUUUAUAGGUUGCUUGGGUUUUAUGAUUUAUCUGUGUAAACUAAAUUUGUGUCAAUAUAUUUAUAAAGCUUUUUUUGUAAUAUAGCCACAGCAUUUACAGCAUAUGGAUAUAUUACAAGAAAUUGGUAUGACUCUCUUGUUUGCAUUGAAAUUCAGCCUUGCGUUUUUAUAUUAACUUCAACUAUGUGUAUAUGUUAAUCACUGUUGCUGCACUAAAGCACGUGAACUGCCUCUGUAAAGUUUUUUUUGGUGGGGCAUGUUUUUUUAAUUUGCAAAUAUGAUAGACAAUCUGUCAAUAUGUUUAUGUAUCAUAUGCAUGUCUCCUGCAAGCAAUUUGGUGCAAUCCUUCCUUUUCUAUCUGCAAAAAUAAAUCCUGAGGUCUGUACGAAAAGCUCA